AUGGCCAUGAGCCAAGAGCUUCGAGCUCUAAAGCCGCUCGCCCCGAAGAUCUACACACAUGAGGCAGUCAUCCAGUUUUACGGCUUUGCCCUGCAAACGCGCAUGGCUGUGAUCUGUCUUGAGGGCCGGCGACUGUGUCUAUACUCUCCGACGCCUCUAACCGAUGCAGUGGCGGCUGACCUGGAGACGCUGGGAACUGUGGCGUUGCUCGUGUCGCCGAACAAAAUCCACAACCAGACCCUCCAGGCAUACUGCACUGCGUAUCCCAACGCGUUGUUGUGUGCCCCUCCAGGCCUGCAGGAACGGCAGCCGCAGCUUUCUGUCCAGGUGGUGCUGAAAUCUGGCAUGGACUUCUGGGCGGCCGUAGGGGGCUGGGGCCAGGAGCUUGAGGUCCUCGUAACUGCAGGCAACUGCUUCUUCGAGGAGGCCCUCCUGUAUCACCCCCACUCAGGGACACUUUUGGUCGGGGACUUUGUCGAGAACCUGCGACCGGCCACCACCCCCGGAUGCUGCGGAGGCCCUCUCGCCCGCGCAUGCCGGCUUCAAGGGCGGCCCAUGCCAUCGCCGGAAUUCUGGAUCUACACGCAGGAUGCAAAGGCUCUGGAGACAUCGGUUAGCCUAGCUGCCACAUGGUCCAUUCAGCGCAUCUUCCUCUGCCACGGCAGCAUGAUCGAGGGCCCAGCUUCAGCCAACGUGUUCGCCGAAGUUGUGGGCGAACUGGCGCGCUGGGCGCGGAGGUGGGGUGACUGGCAGGCCCACCGGAAUGCCAAGGAGGCAGCUCAAGCAAUCUUCAUCCAAAUCACUGGCAGAGCGUCAGAGACAGGUGGAGAGCGAAUGGACUGGCACUCCUUUGUGAGUUACCUGCGGAGGCAAGCCUGUGCGGGAAUGCCCGAGGAGCCAACCCCGGAAGUGGUCCCGGAGCCGGAGAACUCUGAUCCCAAGGUUCAAAACCAGGACAUCCUCCGCAAUGUGACGGACGCGAUCCGGGCCACUGCCGCGGAAGCGAUUAGCACCUUGAGCAGCGUGGGCCACAACUGGUUCGGUGGGAAGGAUGCCAACUCAGAUGCGCGGGGCUACGCUGCGCCAGGUCCACCCGACAACCAGGUGCUGCGGCAGCUCCUGGAGAUGGGCUACGAAGAGCAUGCCGUCAAUGCGAAGGUCCUGAAGUGGUGCAGGCAGCAGAGUUGUACAGCGGUGCAGUUGGAUGAUCGUCUCUACACAGAGCUCGACAGGCAGUAUGCCCUUCUUCGAGCGAGGCGUGCGGCGUCCCCGGGUCGGGCGCUGGCUGUGCAGGCCGUGCCAGCCUGA
This is a messenger RNA of Symbiodinium natans, 1308 nucleotides long. Lineage: Eukaryota; Dinophyceae; Suessiales; Symbiodiniaceae. The record is from the annotation of a GenBank genome assembly.